AAGAAGAGUGAAGAUGAAGAGAAAGAAGGAAAAGAGGUACCUUUCUUUUUUCUAUGUGAUCUAAACUGAACAGAGUGACUCUUAUCCACAGCAUCAACCAUGAACAAUUCGCUUUUUCUCCACAACGCAAACCCAAUCCACUUCACUUUCCACUCUGCAUUUUCACAAACACAACGCAGGCACGUUGCUUCCAACAAGCACUUAUCUCAGCGUUACCCACGCAUCCAAUGCUUCUGCGUCGAAAUCGACAUGGUGAAGAACUCCCAAGGAAUUUACGCCCCCAAAAGCGACAAGGUCGUUGUUCUCUGGGACCUCGACAACAAGCCACCUCGUGGGCCUCCAUACAACGCCGCCGUUUCGCUCAAAACCCUCGCCUCCCGCUUCGGCGAGGUGACUGACUUCUCCGCCUACGCUAACCGCCACGCCUUCGUCCACCUCCCCCAGUGGGUCCUACACGAGCGCCGGGAACGCAGGAACCUCGACAUCCUCGAACGGAAGGGUGUGGUCACACCCUCGGAGACCUACACGUGUGGGGUGUGUGGGCGCAAGUGCAAGACCCACAUGGACCUGAAGAAGCACUUCAAGCAGCUGCACCAGCGCGAGCGUGAGAAGAAGCUGAACCGGUUGAAGUCGCUGAAGGGGAAGAAGAAACGGGACCGUUUCAAGGAAAGGUUUUUGCGCGGGAAUCAUAAGUAUAAUGAGGCGGCGAGGACGCUACUGGUUCCGAAGGUGGGGUACGGGCUGGCGGCGGAGCUGCGGCGGGCGGGGGUGUUUGUUAAGACGGUGGAGGAUAAACCGCAGGCGGCGGAUUGGGCCCUGAAGAGGCAGAUGGUUCAUUCGAUGAGUAGAGGGAUUGAUUGGCUGUUUUUGGUUUCGGAUGAUUCGGAUUUUUCGGAGAUGUUGAGGAGGGCGAGGGAGGCGGAUUUGGGGACCGUGGUGGUGGGUGAUUGGGAUAGGGCUUUGGGGAGGCAUGCGGAUUUGUGGGUGCCAUGGAGUGGGGUUGAGAAUGGGGAAGUGGAGUUAGUGCCCGAGAUGAAGAAGAGAAGAGAACAUGGUUUUCAGAAUGAUGACGAUGAUGAUGAUGAUCACCAUGAUCGUGGUGAUUGGGGAGGAGGUUUGAAUGAGGAUGAGGAUGAAGAUGCGGGAAACUAUUAUUAGAUGAUGAAGAAGAAGAGGAAGAAGAAGAUGGAUUGUAUAUACUUUGAUUCUUUUUUGGAUGGAAAACAAUUUGCCACCGCAAUUUCGGCUGCAAUUGUGACUGCACCUAUCUCAUUUGUUUGUAGUUUCUUGCAAUGUGAAGAACUGCAACGUCAAGAUGUUUGGUAUGUCUGGGGCUGCUGCUGUUUUUGUUUGUCCGAUUUUGUGAUAUCAAGAAAAUGCAACAAAACUGUGACAGGCACUAGAAUUUGAAAGCUUGGCCAAUAGAGGUUGAAUUGAGGAACAUGAUGUGGGUAUUUAUGUAUGUUAUGUUAUAUGUAUCAUCCUUUUGAUCUCUAUUGGAUUAUAGAGGGUUGCAUCAAUUGAUUGCUCCCAAGUAGAAUAAAGUCUGUUUUUCCA
Molecule: messenger RNA, 1557 nt
Organism: Vigna radiata var. radiata (mung bean)
Lineage: Eukaryota; Viridiplantae; Streptophyta; Magnoliopsida; Fabales; Fabaceae
Source: RefSeq, a predicted model, not a curated record